This is a messenger RNA of Scleropages formosus (Asian bonytongue), 1461 nucleotides long. RefSeq names its product complement factor H-related protein 4-like. The record is from RefSeq and is a predicted model, not a curated record. The transcript is spliced from 10 exons. NCBI's taxonomy places the organism in Eukaryota, Metazoa, Chordata, Actinopteri, Osteoglossiformes, Osteoglossidae. The coding region runs from base 24 to 1355 and encodes 443 amino acids.
AACUUCUGUUUCAUGUUUAUGUUAUGAACAUGAAGGGCAUUAAAAUAUUUUUCAUUUUUUCAUUAUGGAUGCCCUUCACUGUGGUCUCAGCAGAAAAUAAUUGCAGUAGUCAUGGAAUUCCUCUACAGGGAAACUUUGAGUUGGCUUCUGAUAUAAAAAACUCCUUUAGCCCAGGCGAAAGUGUGAUUUUUUCUUGUCAAAUUAAAUUUACUUGUGAUGAUGGUUUUUGGAAGAGAAGUGCAUCAAGGUGUCAGUUGGUGAAAUGUGAACCAAUCCAACCAACUAAAGGAUUGGUCAUGAAAGGAAAUUUUGCCAGUCCUCAGUACAAUGAUGUGAUUGAGUUUGAAUGUCAGUCUGAUGACAAUCAACUAAAUGGACCAGGUCAGAUACAAUGUACUGAAAAAGGUGAAUGGAGUGGGCCAAUCCCAGAAUGUGAAGAAAUAAGAUGCCAGUACCCUCUCAUACAACACGGUAAUCCUAGAAUUUCAGACACCAUCUACAAGAAAAAUUACAUCCUAAGAUUCUCUUGCGAACAAAACUACAUACCUGUUGGAAGUGGGACUGUUAGGUGCACAAAGACAGGUUGGAGUCAACAACCACGAUGUGAAGAACAGACAUGCAGUGUGCUUUACAGAAGCGAUGUGGAUGAGAAAUCCUUCACACGGUCUAGUUACAAAACUGGAGAACAAGUUUAUUUCACUUGCAAGGGAGGAUACAGAAAAAAAGAGAAUACAGACUACAUCACAUGCACAGAAGGUGUCUGGGAGCCAAGAGAUAUGUGUGAAGUGAUGACUUGCAGUGUGACAGAUCAAGAUCCAUUUGUCGUUGGGAGAUCAAGACACUAUGAUGGACUUUACAGAGUUGAACAAUAUCAGUACGGGUAUACCUGUAAGGAAAGAUAUGAAAAACCAGACAGAAAUGCUUAUGCACAAUGUACAAUAAAUGGAUGGAAGCCAGAUCCACUGUGUCAGAGUAAGACAAAGCGUUUAUCCUGCAAAGAGCUUCCAGAAGUAGAAAAUGGGGACAGAAUUUCUGAAAAACAGGAAGGUGACCUGUUUAAAGAAGUUACCUUUCAGUGUCGCAGGUCUUAUACAUUGGAAGGCAAAGAAACUGUCAGAUGCAGGAAUGGAAACUGGGAGGAACUCCCAAAAUGUUUAAAACCUUGUGCGAUAGAAAACAUACCUGAAAAGCAUCAUCUUGAGAAAUUACCUUCCACAGUAUAUGUUGAAGAAGGGAAAACAUAUAGAUUUACAUGUAAAAGUCGAUAUUAUAAAGACACCUGGUACUGGAGUACGAAUGUUGAAGGGAUUUGCAAAAAUGGACAUAUGGAAUUUCCAACAUGUGUACGGGGGUAAAGAUAGACAUCUACACAUAGGUUUCUUAGUAUAUGGAAAAGAAGACUGAUGGGAUACCUAAAAGAAUAUUGUUGAUCGGAGACAAUUAAAAUGUAUUUACAUCUCA